AUGCAAGGUAAGAAUAUUGAUGUAUUUUUGAAUUGUAAAGAAAUUUUUUGUUGUUUAUGGGUUGUAAAGAAAGUUUUUGCUAUUUUACGUUUUUUAAAGAAAACUACCGCUAUUUGUAAUGUUGUAAAGAGAGUUCUUGCAAUCCUUUGUCUUGUAAACAAAGUUUUCGCUAUUUUUUUAAAGGAAUUUCUUGCCAUUUCAUGUUUUCCAAAGCAGUUUCUUAUCAUUCUCUGUCUUGUAAAGAAAGUUCUUGCCAUUUUAUGAUUUAAUUAUUUGUUCAAAUUAAAAAAAUAUUUUUAGAAAACCAAGCAGCCCUGGAGUUUUUUGACCGAGUCCGAAAGAUCGACCCAUAUAGAAUCGACCAAAUGAACUUGUAUUCAAACGCUUUGUUCAUCAGAGAUGAAGAAUUGAAACUAACCGAAUUGGCCGACUUUUUCGACACAAGUCAUCGAUUUACAUGGGAGAAUUGCAUUAUUUUAGGUAAGAAUCUGUUUUUUGUUAUGAUAAGGCAAUUAUUAACUCCGUAUUUUACUAAAAGAAAGUCUUAAUGGUUUCUGGAGUUGGUACGUUGCUACAGAUUGUUCUACGGAAGGGGAGGAGUGAAAGCAAAAAAAAGUUUGUUUGCCUAAAGUUGGCUGCUGAAUUAGUAGCUUUACGUAUUCGUUAUAAGUUAAACCGUAUUUUACAAAAAAAUUUUUUGUCAUUUUACUUAAAACAGAGUCUAAAAAGCUUUAAAUUUUAAAAAUUUUUUGUUUUAUCAUAAAUUUUUAAUUCUUCAGCCAACUACUACAGUAUACGGAAAAUGCACGAUAAAGCGAUAGAAUUCUUGAGGAGAGCGAUACGAUUACGACCAGAAGAUUCACAAACCUUUAUUUUGUUGGGUCAAGAACUGCUUCAAACCAAGGACCAUCAGGCUGCCACAUUGGCUUAUCGACAGGCUAUUGGUAAGGUUUUUAGGCUUUAAUUCAGGGUAUUUGGAUGUUAUCUAUGACUGAGAAUUCACUUUUUGAUACUUUAGUACAAGGUCUUUUAAAGUUUUCGAGUGAAAAUCAGUUUUUGAGUAUGGUACUAUAUAGUACGGCACUUGGAAAUUGAAAAAUUUGUUUUACAGAGUUCUGUAACUUUAAUUUUAUAGUCGUUUUAAGGCUUAAAAUGACUAAAAAAUGUUUAUUUUAAUACCUAUUUUUCAUUUUGGUACCCCAUUUCCAGCACUAGACCAAAAAUCCUUUCGCGCAUGGUACUGUCUAGGACAACUCUACGAGAUUCUCAAAUUGCCAGCUUAUGCACUAUAUUAUUAUCAACAGGCGGUCAGAUGUAAACCGACCGAUUCGAGAAUGUUGAUCGCCACCGGAGUCAUGUUGGUAUCGCUGAAGAGGUACGAAGACGCGGAGAAAUGCUUCAAAAAAGCAUUCCAAAUUGGAGAUGUCGAGGGAAAUGCUCUGACUGAAUUGGGAAGGUAAGGACUUUGUUUAGAAACCAGUUUAUGGCAAGAACUUUCUUUACAAAACAAAAAAUGGCAAAGACUUGCUAUACAAGACGUAAAAUAGCAAGAACUUUGUUUACAAAUUAUAAACUGGCAAGAACUUUCUUUAAAAAACAUAAAAUGGCAAGAACUUUGUUUACAAAACAUAAGUUGGCAAGAACUUUCUUUACAAAGUAAAAAAUGGCAAAGACUUGCUAUACAAGACGUAAAAUAGCAAGAACUUUCUUUACAAAUUAUAAACUGGCAAGAGCUUUCUUUACAAAACAAAUCAUAGCAAGAACUUUCUUUACGCUAUGAAAAACGUUUUUUACGCUAUAUUUUGUGAUAUAAUGAUGUUUUUCAGCCUAUAUCAACUAAUAAAACGUUACGAUCAAGCAGCUAGAGCCUACGAAUACUUUUUAAAAUUAUAUUGUGAUGAAACUAAGGAUGUGUCGGUAAGUUUUGGUCGUAUGCUGACCUCUUUUUUCAUUUUGGUCAAAUUUUUUGAUUUAUCUAGUAUAAUAUACAAGUUUAUGGGUCUUUUCAAGGUUUUAUUUAUCACAAUAUAUUGGUUUAGUGCAUUUUUGGUUUAUUUAAAUUUUUUUUUAUUUUGGUACCUACUUUUAUAUCCAGAUAUGCCUAAAAUUUCACUUUUUCUUGAAAAACUUAUUCUUGAAAAACGACUACUUUUGACACUAUUUUUAAAAUUAUUAAUUAAAAAGCACUAUAUAAUGCAUUCUAUUCAGUACGGCGACGAAGACACGAUAGCAUCGGUAUGCAAAUUCCUCUCCGAAUACUACUUCAAACGGGACGAACUUCAAAAAGCCUACGAAUACUCACAUCGAUGCUUGCACUUUGACAAAACCAAAGAACAUGCCGCUCAAAUGUUGAGGAAUCUGAAGAUCGAACGAGCCAAAGAACCGGAAAAGGAGCCGGAACGAGCGCCGGUUGAUAUGAGCAUGUCCAUCAACUCCAUGAUGCAGUCGUUCGUGCAUCAGAGCACGCCGGCUGCUGCGCAUACGUCAAGGUAAUGAUGGUAGUGGGCUAGAUGUAGACCUGAAAGGGGAUUACUAGGCCCGGUUUCGUGCUGGGGUGGGUCGAAGAAUAUUUGAAAGGGUCGGGUCUGUAUAUUUAGGCUCGAGGUCUGGGUAUCACCUAAGGCUUGCAUUGGAGUUGGGCUGAAGAAUUGGGAUCUGCUUUGAGUUGGGCAGAUGAAUUGGCUUGGGCGUCUUAAUUUAAAUGUUUUUGACUAAUAUUAAACUUUCUAGAGUCCACGUCUUCAACGACACCAUCUCCCUCGACCAGACCAUCAACAACCGCCCCACCUCACAACAACAAGCUCAAGAAGAGGACAAUGCGGACGAAGUGAGCAUGGAAGACGCCGACGAAUCGGAACAAGUCUCUUUUUAA
This is a messenger RNA of Bursaphelenchus okinawaensis, 2872 nucleotides long. NCBI's taxonomy places the organism in Eukaryota, Metazoa, Nematoda, Chromadorea, Rhabditida, Aphelenchoididae. The record is from the annotation of a GenBank genome assembly.